Messenger RNA from Closterium sp. NIES-65, 2088 nucleotides. NCBI's taxonomy places the organism in Eukaryota, Viridiplantae, Streptophyta, Zygnematophyceae, Desmidiales, Closteriaceae. The record is from the annotation of a GenBank genome assembly.
AUGCAAGCAGGGGGGGUGCAAUGGGGGGCGGUGCAACCAGGGGGGGUGCAGUGGGGAGAGGGGGAGGCGCGGAGACAGGUGCAACUGGGGGAGAUGCGGGCAGGGUUGGGGGAGUUGCGGCUUGGUGUAUGGGGGGGAAGGGAGGCGCAGAGACAGGUGCAACUGGGGGAGAUGCGGGCAGGGUUGGGGGAGUUGCGGCUUGGUGCAUGGGGGGGAAGGGAGGCGCAGAGACAGCCGGGGGGACAGGUGCAGAGACAAGUGCGGCCGGGGGAGGCACUAGGUGGCGUGGCAGUGCUGCUGGAGAGGCUUCAACUGGUGGAGGUGUCUUUCUGGGAGAAGGGAGAGGUGGACGAUAUGAGGGAUGUUAUUAGUUCCCUCCCCCACCCGCCUCUCCUCCUAGACCUUUCCACUGAUCGAGGGGCACUCAUUGCCGCCCAUAUCUCUCGUCAUGCCGCCCGGAUUCACGCCCGUGCUGCCCAGGGCGUCUCUCAUGCUGCCGCCCAUACCCGCUGGCACCUUCCGUCCUUUGCGGGCGCUUCCGGGCAAGUGGUAGCAGUGCAAGCGACAGCAGCAGAGGCAGCAGCGCAAGAGAGGGUAGCAGAGGCAGCAGCACCAGAGGUGAUAGCAGGGCAAGUGGCAAUAGCAGGAGCAGCAGCGGCAGAGGAAAAGGUUGCGCAGGUGAGAGUAGCAGAAGAAGAAGCAGCCGAGACGAUAGAGGCAGCAGCACCAGGAACAUCAGCUGUUGCCGAUAGGGCAACAUCUCCUCCUCCUGCUGUUGCAGGGGCGAAUUCUCCUCCUCCUGCUGUGGCUGCAGCAGCUGGUGCAGCCCGUCACUUGUGCCGGCAGUGUGUGAGGGCCACUCGCCCUGUCAGACCAGCAUCCGCCCCUAUUCCCACUUCAGACGAGUGCUGCUGUGAGCUGGACUGGCUGGGGAAAGUGCUACUUCAAGCAGGUGCGGACAUGGCAGUGGGCAACAGGGGCGAGGAGACACCUCUUUACAUCGCCUCACUCAAAUGCCACCUCUGGGUGGUGCGGCAGCUGCUCACACCCACACAUACCCUUACACCCCUGCGCCACUCGGUCUCUCCCUCACUCCCCCACUCACAGGUGCUGCUACAAGCAGGUGCGGACAUGGCAGUGGGCAACCGGGGCGAGGAGACACCACUCUACAUCGCCUCACUCAAAGGCCACCUGUGGGUGGUGCGGCGGCUGCUGGGGCACUGCAGGAGGCGAGGGCUGGACUGGCAGGGGGAUGCAAGCCUGCACAGGGGAGCGGCUGCUGGGGCACUGCAGGAGGCGAGGGCUGGACUGGCAGGCAGGCAGAUGCGAGCAUUCACAGGGGAGGUGAGAUGUGAGGAGUGGAGAGGGGUGGGGAGGAGAGGUGAGGCAGGAGAGGUGAGGCAGAUGCGAGCUUGCACAGGGGAGGGCCACCUGCGGGUGGUGCGGCGGCUGCUGGGGCACUGCAGGAGGAGAGGGCUGGACUGGCAGGGGGAUGUGAGCCUCCACAGGGGAGGCUCUGGCUGGACGCCCCUCAUGGCAGCAGCACUGUCGAACCACACCCACGUGCUGCACUCAUCUUACUCCUUCCCUUCUGCUCCUCCUACGGCAAUUCCUUUCCACUCUCCCUAUGCAGGCUCUGGGUGGACACCCCUCAUGGCAGCAGCGCUGUCUAAUCACACCCACGUGCUGCACACUCUGCUGACCCACCAUGUACACACCCACCAAUCUCAAGACGACACAUCAUCACCAGCCUUUAUCAACAAGCAGAAUACCUAUGGCCUAACAGCACUGCACAUAGCAGCGAGGUACGGGUCCUUGGAUUGCAUUCAAUCUCUGCUGGCUGCAGGCGCGUUCACUGCCGUGCCGGACCUGUAUGGCGAGCGGCCGUCGGGCCUGGCGAGGAGGUUCGGGCAUUCCGAGGCUGUUCAGCUGCUGCUGGCGGUGGAAGAGGUGGAGAUUGGAUUGGGAGGGGAAGAAGAUGGGGGUAAUGGGAGCAAGGGGGGCGAUGAGGGAAAGGAUGGCAAGGGUGGCAAGGGGAAGAGGGCAAGGAGGAAGGGGAGGAAGGCCAAGGGCAUCGAGGAGAAUUGA